UGUGGUGAAUGGUCUUCUCGCUAUGUAUGCACAAUGCAAACGCAUCUCUAAAGCUGAAUACCUCUUUGAGACUAUGUCAGGGUAGGGGUCCAGGUACAUGGCUGCAUAGUUAAGAGUGGUUUCAAGACCAAUAUCUAUGUUCAGAGCGCAUUGAUUGAUAUGUAUGCUAAAUGCAGAGACUUGGAAACGGCAAGAGCUUUGUUAGAAGGUAUGGAAGCCGAUGAUGUGGUUUCUUGGAACUCGAUGAUUGUAGGGUGUGUUAGGCAAGGUCUUAUAGAAGAAGCUCUGUCCUUUUUCGGAAGAAUGCAUGAGCGAGAUAUGAAAAUAGAUGAUUUCACAAUCCCAUCCAUCUUAAAUUGUUUUGCUUUGUCUAGGACAGAAAUAAAGAUAGCUUCUUCUGCGCAUUGUCUGAUUGUGAAAACCGGGUAUGGGACUUACAAACUUGUGAAUAACGCUCUUGUGGAUAUGUAUGCUAAAAGAGGAAUUAUGGAUUCAGCGUUGAAAGUUUUUGAAGGGAUGAUUGAGAAGGAUGUGAUAUCUUGGACGGCUCUAGUCACAGGCAAUACACAUAACGGAUGUUAUGAAGAGGCAUUGAAGUUGUUCUGUAAAAUGAUAGUUGAAGGCAUUUUUCCUGAUCAGAUUGUUACAUCGAGUGUAUUAAGUGCCUCGGCAGAGUUAACGCUUCUGGAGUUUGGGCAACAGGUACAUGGGAAUUAUAUUAAAUCUGGUUUUCCAUCAUCUUUGUCAGUAAACAACUCUCUUGUGACAAUGUACACAAAGUGCGGAAGCUUAGAUGAUGCGAAUGUUAUAUUCAACUCUAUGGAAAUCAGAGAUUUGAUAACAUGGACUACUCUAAUUGUGGGUUACGCGAAAAACGGCAAAGCUAAGGACUCCCUAGAGUUAUACUAUCUAAUGAUAGGCAAUGGCAUAACACCAGAUUACAUUACCUUUAUCGGGUUACUAUUUGCUUGUAGUCAUGCCGGUCUCAUAGAAGAAGCUCAAAGCUACUUUGAUUCGAUGAGAGCAGUUUAUGGUAUCAGACCAGGACCUGAACACUAUGCCUGUAUGAUUGAUCUCUUUGGUAGAUCUGGUGAUUUCGUUAAAGUAGAGGAAUUGCUGAAUCAAAUGGAGGUUGAACCAGAUGCAACUGUAUGGAAAGCGAUUUUGGCUGCGAGUAGGAAGCAUGGGAAUAUUGAGAAUGGGGAAAGAGCAGCGAAAACUCUCAUGGAAUUGGAACCAAACAAUGCUGUUCCUUAUGUUUUGUUAUCAAACAUGUAUGCUGCAGCAGGAAGACAAGACGAAGCUGCAAAUGUUCGUAGAUUGAUGAAGUCUCGUAAUAUAAGCAAAGAGCCUGGUUGCAGUUGGGUUGAAGAGAAAGGUAAAGUUCAUAGCUUUAUGUCUGAAGAUAGAAGACAUCCGAGAAUGAGAUGGAAACUGUUCUUGCGGAGACUAUUGGUAAACAUUUUGCAUUAG
Molecule: messenger RNA, 1473 nt
Organism: Camelina sativa (false flax)
Lineage: Eukaryota; Viridiplantae; Streptophyta; Magnoliopsida; Brassicales; Brassicaceae
Source: RefSeq, a predicted model, not a curated record